AUGGCUAUUAUGUUUACAAAAUCUUUAUCAACUGAAAUUAAUAAAGAGAUAUUAUUUAAAUUUAAAUGUGGUAAAUCUAUACUUCUUCCUGGAAGUAGUAAAAAUACAAGAAAAGUUACUGCUGAAGAAACAAAAGGUAUUGCUUUUAUUAAAAAAUCUUUUGAUCAAUUAACUCAUUUUUGUUGGAUGAAUAGUGAAAAAAACAUUGUAAUUGAUGAUUUUAUAAUAUUUCCUGGAGAAACAGAAUUUAAAGAAGUUAGUGAAUGUUUUGAUGGCCGUGUUUUUAUGUUAAAAUUUAAAUCGACUAAUGAAAGAAAGUUAUAUUGGUUUCAAGAAUCUGAUAGAUCUAAAGGUGAUAAAAUCGUUAGAAGAGUAAACAAAUUACUGAAUAUUCCUCAAAAUAUACGUUUACUUCGUAGUAGAAAAUCUGAUGGUAGACGUUCACGAGAUUCCACUUUAGAUAUUCGAAAUUUAAAUGAUCCAAAAAAAAAUACAAAUGAAAUGUUAAGAUCAUUAGAUCAAAAUCAAUUAAUGCAUCUUUUAAAUUUAAUAAAUGGUGAAACAACUAUUAAUAAUAAUCAACCAAUAAAUAAUAAUAUGAAUGAUAACAUUUUUUUAAAUAACUUAAAUUUACCACAAAAAAAUAAUCAAGAAAUAAGUAGCUCUAAAAAACAAGUAGAUUUGUCUCGUCCAAUAGCACCAUCAAACUUUAUUGAACCUGGAAAACAAAAUUCUGAUAAAUCAAAAUCAUUAAAUUCAAAUGAAUUACCAAUUAAACAAAACUUUGAAGAAGUUAAAACUUCAUUAGUAUGUCCAUCAUUUGAAAGUACCGCUGCAACAAUCAGUUAUAAAAUUAAAAGAGGACAAGCUGGAACAUUUCUUGAAGAAUUUAAUUAUAAAAAUAAAAGUUUAAGCGAAUCUAGUAAAAAUGAACAUUUUGAUGUUAAUAAAACACUAUCAAAAGAUUCUUCAAAUAUGAAUACAAAUAAUGAUAAUACAAAAUAUUUAGUUUAUGCAAAAAGCGAUACAAUAAAUAAUGAAGAAGAUGAUAAUUCAAUGGAACCAGAACCUAAGAAAAAUAAACCCGGUAUUGAUAAUGUAGAUAUUGAUUAA
Messenger RNA from Strongyloides ratti, 1113 nucleotides. RefSeq names its product Proteasomal ubiquitin receptor ADRM1. Bases 1 to 1113 code for a protein of 370 amino acids. Gene Ontology annotation, biological process: ubiquitin-dependent protein catabolic process. NCBI's taxonomy places the organism in Eukaryota, Metazoa, Nematoda, Chromadorea, Rhabditida, Strongyloididae. Gene Ontology annotation, cellular component: nucleus; cytoplasm; proteasome regulatory particle, lid subcomplex. The record is from RefSeq and is a predicted model, not a curated record. Gene Ontology annotation, molecular function: proteasome binding; ubiquitin binding; endopeptidase activator activity. The transcript has 2 exons.